AUGGCAAUGACACUGUCGGUAUGCUGCCUCCUCCUCGUCCUCGCCGGUGACGGCAGGGGCGAGGUCGCCGCGUUUGAGCUGGAGGAGGCCACCAUCGAAUCGAUCCAUCGCGCCUUGGCGACCGGGGAGCUUACCUCCCGCCGUCUCGUCGAGCUCUACCUGCGCCGCAUCGCGUCCGUCGAUCCCACUCUCCACGCCAUCAUCGAGCUCGACCCGGACGGCGCGCUCGCCGCCGACGCCGCCGCCCGGUCUAGCUCCGGCGUGCUCCCGCCGCUGCACGGCGUCCCCGUGCUGCUCAAGGACAACAUCGCCGCGGCUGGCGACGGUGGGGUGCUCAACGCUACGGCCGGGUCGCUCGCCAUGGUCGGGUCACGCCCCGCGCGCGACGCCGGCGUGGUCGAGCGGCUCAGGCGCGCCGGCGCGGUGCUGCUCGGCACCGCGAGCCUCAGCGAGUGGUGCAACUUCCGCGGCCCCGGCAUCCCCGCCGACUGGAGCCCCCGCGGCGGCCAGGGCAGGAACCCGUACGUGCCGUCGGCGACAACGUGCUCCUCCAGCAGCGGCUCAGCCAUUGCAGCGGCCGCGAACAUGGCGGCGGUGACGAUAGGGACUGAAACGGAUGGCUCCAUCAUGUGUCCUUCCAGCUACAACUCCGUCGUCGGGAUCAAGCCCACCGUGGGUCUCACCAGCAGCGCCGGCGUCAUCAUCAUUUCACAAAGGAUGGACACAAUUGGGUGA
This is a messenger RNA of Miscanthus lutarioriparius, 735 nucleotides long. Lineage: Eukaryota; Viridiplantae; Streptophyta; Magnoliopsida; Poales; Poaceae. The record is from the annotation of a GenBank genome assembly.